GCAAACACCCAUGCAGCUCCCCCCCCUCCCUCCCGUGGUGGACAGACAGUCUCUCAAUGGACGGCGAGGCUGUUUGAUCUGAAAACAUAAUCACAGUUAUCAGAGCGCCUAUAGAUGCGCUAAAUAGAAAAAAGGAUUAACACCGCUGCAGGGUGGAGGUGAACUAUGAUCGGCGGUAAACGCGCAAAGGAAAACGGAGAUCUGGAUCAACAUAAUCCAUCUGGACCUGAGGGGCGGUGGAGAAGAUGAGGACUGCGAUGGCUCCGAAGAUGAAAACAGAAAUAUUCCUAUUUGUGCACUGGGUGCUCCAGUAUGUUCUGUGCCGUGAGGUCGCCCUUCCCAAUGGACCCCUUUACCGUGUUGCUGGGUUCCCUCUCUCCAUCCCAUGUCAUGUGUCCGGAUAUGAAGGGUCGCGUACCCAGGAGUUUGAGUGGUUCCUCUACAGGGAAGAUUCCGGUGGAAGGCAGAUGGGAGUGGUGUCCACCAGAGAUAAAGGUUUCCCUUAUACCCCUUUCCAGGCCAGAGUGAGGAACGGGGAGGUCAGGGUGGAAAGGGAUUCUGGGGAUAAGGUCCGACUGGUGAUCCAGAGGCUUCGGGUCGAAGACCAAGGAAAAUAUGAGUGUUAUACACCAAGCACGGACACUACCUACCAGGGAAAUUACAGUGGCUCAGUUACUGUCAAAGUGAUUCCAGACUCUCUCCAAAUCAGCUAUACUCGCUCCCUAACCAGCCAGCCUGUUCCAGAAGGAGCUGAAUUAACUUUGACAUGCUCGUCCAGCAUCCGGUCUGAGCAGCUCACCCAUCUGUCCAUCACGUUCGGAAAGCGUGACGGAGGAGAGCGUUCAGACAGCGGAGCUGGAGGCGAAGUCAGCACCAUAAGAGAGAUCAUCUCCAUCGACAGGCUUCUGGGUGUUGUUCCAGGACGGUUCUACAAGAAACGCUACGAUGAUGGAGAGAUCACACUGGAGAAGAGGAACGGAGAGGGCGGACAGGGGUUGUACGUGAUGAAGAUGAAGGCCGUGCAGCCUGAUGAUGCUGGGUCGUACUUCUGUGAGGCCUCGCAAUGGAUCCGGGACCCUGAUCGCACAUGGCAGAGGAUCGCUCAAAGAACCCUGGAUAUCGGCAACUUAACAGUUCAGCCACUAGCGGAGUCUCUGGGUGUAACAUCCUCGCCCAGAGGGGAGGUGACCCUUCAAGUUGGUUCCCCUCUCAUCCUGACCUGUGAGGUGUUGGGUCUGGCAUCUGAAGUGAACUCAGGUCUGUUGGUGCAGUGGAUGAAAAGGGGAUCUGUCAGUGGAGAUAUAGCUGGAACCGGAGGAGUAGAGGUUGAAGUUGCUCGAAUGAGCCCGGAUGGUGUCGUAAGCUGGGGAGAUGACCUCAGCAGAGCCAGUGGUGGCUCCAUGGAGAAAGUAUCAGAGGGGAAGUACUCUUUGAAGCUCUUCUCAGUCCGACCUGCAGACUCUGGGGUGUACCGCUGUGUGGUCAGUGUGUAUGCUGGCAGGAAAAACCCCAGCCCUUCUACGCCUGCAACACUCACCCAAAGAUCAGAUGGAGUCACAGUCAACCUGAAGAUCAAAGAAGUUUUGGUUUCAGCUGUGGCUCAGCUCCCCCGUGGCCCCCUGCUGAAAAGAGGCAGUACCGUCACCCUAAUCUGCAACACCACUGUGACGACCACAGGUCCAGUGCAGGUUCAGGUGCAGUGGCUGCGUUGGCCGAUGCCUAAACCAGUCAACCCCAGGAAACCUGGGGGAGUUCAGUUGGACUCUGGAGCUGUAACACCACCCAUGCUCAUUGCUGCUCUAAUGUAUGACGGUGUAGCAAAUAUCUACGUCAACGACAGUGAGAUCAGCAUUGACCGGCUGUCUGCCAUCAGCUACAGACUGAGAAUCCACAUGGUAACGGUGGAGGACCAGGGCUUGUAUGGGUGUCGUGCUGAAGUGUGGGGGCAGGACCAGCAUGGAGGCUGGUACAGCACUGGAGCCAAAGCAGAGUCAAACGCAGUGAAUGUUUACCUGUAUGCCAGAGCUGCAGACCUCCUCCUCAUCCCGCUGGUGGUAGGAAUCUCAUCAGCCUUGUUUGUCGGCAUCCUCAUUAUUGCAACGGUAACCUGCUGCUUUAUGAAGCGACUAGCAAGACAGAGAGCUCCUAAAUAAGGGUCAAAGUGGGCAGCAGCUUUUUAGUGACUGCUCUUUGUUUACUGGGAGCUACUGUCGAGAUUACAGCGGUGGAAAACGGCCACCCCACUCCAAACUGACUUGAAAACUAAAUUAAAGACUUUGGCGUCUUUUAUCUCAGUGUUCUGUGUUUGGACGUUUUUGUUUUGCAAUCCAUGCCAAAACAUUUAUUUUUUUACAUUCGCUCAAUGUUUAGUACUAUGUUGUGCACCAAUAGCAGGUUAGAACCGUAGAUUUUUCUGCCUCACUUUGCAAGUGGAUUUGAUAGCUGUUUUCAUGUUAUCCAUAACCACAUUUUUAGUGCUAUUCUUGUUUUUUUUUUUUUUUUUUUGCAAAAUAAAUAAGGGGUUGUAAAGAUAAUUGAAAUCAAUGCAGGUUUUAGUGAAGUUAUUCUUUCUGUAGAAGAUUGUCAGAUGUUAAGUAGCCAUGCUGCUCAACUCAUCAGAUUAUUUUUAUAUAAUGCUGGAUAUGUAGGUCAUUAUAUGUUCACCAUUGGUGCAGCGUUUUUUGUGGAUAAAAGCAGUUAUGUUUUCAGGUUGCUUUUCAUUCAAGCUACACGUUUUGUUUUGAAUACAAGACUCCACAAUGUACAAAAGGUAUGUGCAUGGCUUUAGGUGCUAACUGGCAGUCAGGUGAAUGCUGAUUGAAGCUGUUUUGCCAGUUUCUUAUCUUUAGCCCAGAGCAGGUCUGCAAGUAAACAAAGCCUAUGCUGGUGAGUUACUGUCCUAUGGAAACCAGUCCAGUUGAUGGUUGCUUUCUGUUGUCAAUUUUGUAAAACAGAACUGAUGUGUUUAAAAUGUUAUAUUUUAUCAAUUUGAAUGCGAUAAAUGAAAAUGCCCUCGACACUGAGCUAAAAUAUGUUCAAAUGUGGCUGAAAUUCCAUAUUAAUUGACUUAAUGUAAGACUUUGCUGCAGCACAAUAUUUCUAUGUAAAGCACCAUUGAUUAGCAUGCUGCAGCAGUCUGCUCCUUUUAAGCACUUGGAUGAAAAUGAGUCUGGGACCAAAGCCCAUUGGUAUCCUUUACUCUGUAAUCUUCCAGCCAAAAAGCCAUUCAUGUGCUUUUUUUUUUUUUUUUUUACUUGUUUUGGGGGUUAUGGCUUCUGACAAAAACGAACGUGUUACGUCUUUUCUCUUUUGUAUCACGUGAUUGCUGGUUAAUAAAUACUGUGGUUUUCUGUGGCGCCCAGUCAUAUGAUCUGAUAGUUUGGUGAAAUAUCUCCAUCAUCCCCUUCCCCUUCCUGAUGUUGUCUGGGGCUCUUAAGGAGGCUUUUUAUGACCAUGGCUCCCCACAGCUAGCCCACAAAAAUGUAUUGGAGAGAUUCAGUAUGCGUGCAUGUUUAAUCCAUCCUCCUCUUCCUGUUGAAAGUAACUCCUAAAGAAAGUGUGGUCAUGUAAAAUUACAUGCAUUGACUUUGAAUCUCUCUCUGCAGGAGGUUUUGUUGAAUCUCAGUGCUUUCUUUUACUUAUGUUUCCUAAACCCUCAUUAUAAAUGUUCAAAGAGGGUUUGGAGUAAAAUCACAGCUCUGUUUGCUUGCUGAGCCACUUAGUUCCAGACUCAAAGCUGAUUUGUUCCCUACAGCGCUUUAUUUUACACCAACGUGGAUAGUCAUCGACACAGCUGCAGCAGAGGCAGGGCACUGCUGUGUGGAUGUAUUUUCAGAGUAUCUGAGAGUUCAUCUCUAAUCCCCAUUUAUGGCAGCAGCGGAUCUUACCGCCCUUCCCCCACGCUGUGUGGCUCACAUUCAAUUUGUUUUCAACCACUUUUCUCUGUGAAUCAUUCCCCUCUGUGAAGAGAUUUUUGCACAGAAUGUGAAAAAUACUAAACUGUUGUCUAAUGUGUGCUUUUGUGUAAAGUUUUCUCAUGAAGAAAUUUUGUUUGAAUUGUUUAAUGAUGCUAAACUUCACUGUUCCUAAAUGCAUCCAUAUAAUCAUAAAAGCAGGUUAUUUCUCACCUUUGUUUCUUAUGGUGCUUUGGCAAAACCCGCCAAUUGAUUAAAAAAUUAAACACUCUGUAUUUUCAUCAGUA
Cyprinodon tularosa is the source of this 4201-nucleotide messenger RNA. RefSeq names its product immunoglobulin superfamily, member 8 (gene igsf8). Lineage: Eukaryota; Metazoa; Chordata; Actinopteri; Cyprinodontiformes; Cyprinodontidae. Bases 246 to 2153 code for a protein of 635 amino acids. The transcript is spliced from 8 exons. The record is from RefSeq and is a predicted model, not a curated record.